UCUGUUGACGUGGUAACGGUGACUUUUAUCAGUUUGGGUGGAGAUCUCCAGCUAUUAAUGAGUAAAAGUUAGGAAAACGGUGUUAUUAGAAAAGAGAAGUCAUGCUGGACUUUGCCAUCUUUGCUGUCACGUUUGUCAUCAUUUUGGUCGGCGCUGUUCUCUAUCUGUAUCCGUCUUCCAGAAGAGCCUCUGGCAUCCCAGGUCUCAAUCCCACAGAUGAGAAGGAUGGGAACCUGCAGGACAUCGUGAACAAAGGCAGCCUGCACGACUUCCUCGUCAGUCUGCAUCAGGAGUUUGGGCCCGUGGCGUCGUUCUGGUUCGGUGGUCGGCCAGUGGUCAGCCUGGGCUCUGUGCAGCAGCUACGGCAACACAUCAACCCCAACCACAGCACUGACUCCUUUGAGACGAUGCUGAAGUCGUUGCUAGGAUACCAGGCGGGGAUGGGAGGCGGGGCCACCGAGACCAUUAGAAGAAAAAAAGUGUAUGAAAGUGCCAUCAACAACACACUGAAGAACAAUUUCCCUCUUGUGCUCAAGCUGGUGGAGGAGCUGGUGGGAAAGUGGAAAUCAUUCCCGGAGGCUCAACACACCCCGCUGUGUGCCCACCUGCUGGGUCUGGCCAUGAAGACCGUCACCCAGCUGGCUCUGGGCGACAGCUUCAGAGAUGACACCGAGGUCAUUUCCUUCCGCAAGAACCACGACGUGAUUUGGUCAGAAAUCGGGAAAGGCUACCUGGACGGCUCCCUAGAGAAGAGCUCCAGCAGGAAGGGACACUACGAGAAGGCUCUGUCCGAGAUGGAGUCCGUGCUGCUGUCGGUGUCGAAGGACAGAAAAGCCCAGAGGAAGCAGACGGUGUUUGUGGACGCUCUGCUUCAGUCCAGCCUCUCAGAACGACAGAUCAUGGAGGACUGUAUGGUUUUCACUCUGGCCGGGUGCGUCAUCACUGCCAACUUGUGUAUCUGGGCGCUUCGCUUCCUGUCCACCUCAGAGGACGUUCAGGACAAACUGUACCAGGAGCUGGAUGAGGUUUUGGGUUCGGAUCCAGUUUCCUUGGACAAGAUCCCUCAGCUCAGAUACUGCCAGCAGGUCCUCAACGAGACAGUGAGGACUGCCAAGCUGACCCCCGUCGCAGCUCGGCUUCAGGAAGUGGAGGGCAAAGUCGAUCAACACGUCAUCCCCAAAGAGACUUUGGUCAUCUAUGCUUUGGGAGUGAUCCUGCAAGAUUCUGACACCUGGAGCACCCCGUACAGGUUCGACCCCGAGCGAUUUGAGGAGGAGUCGGUCAGGAAGAGCUUCUGUCUGCUCGGAUUCUCAGGGAAUCAAACAUGCCCAGAGCUCAGGUUCGCCUACACCGUGGCUACUGUCCUGCUCAGCACGUUGGUGCGGCAGCUGAAGCUUCACCAGCUGAAGGGACAGGUGAUGGAGGUCCGAUCCGAGCUGGUGUCCACGCCUAAGGACGAAACCUGGAUCAGCGUCAGCAGAAGAAGCUAGAAGUCGUCUUAAAAACCUCCUGAGCCGAAGAGCCUCCAAAAAUCAAUACGUUUAACACCUUGAUGAGAAGAAUUACCAGCGAAGUAUCUCUCGAAUGUUGGGGAUUGUUCCCACAGUUUGGUGCUUUUAACUGUGCACUCUUCUGAGGCCUUAAGCACAUCAUCCCCUGUUCUGUCCACAGGCCAUACUUGCACUUGUUGACAGACUCCAUCUGUUAAAGGAGGGAAACUGACUUAAUUCUGUACGAUGUCGAGAAAAACAACUUGUGCUGCCAGAAGCGUUUCUGUAAUUGUUAGUUCUACUGCCUUGAGUCUGUCUAUUGAUUUAACCCAAAUGGCUUUCAGACAUUUCAUUCCCGUUUUAAACACAGCUGCACCAUGGACAUUGAAUAUGUAUGAUGAUUUUGUUUGUAUCAUUCUUUGAGUUUUGAGGGCUGCUGCUUCUCUAACAAGCAAGUUCAGUCAUCCCCGAUCAAAUAAAGACAUUUUGAUUGGCUUAAGUGGAAAAUGGCAGCGUCAUGUGUUGCGAAUCCAUUUUCAGGCCACAUGUGAACUUUUUUAACUGAAUGAGUUUUUACAGAGACCCUUUAUCAGCUUUUAUCUGUGCUUCUGAAGGGCCUUUGGGCAAAUUUCUAUUUUCUCACCAGAGCAAGGCCUGUUGCUCUGGAACUGAGCCUGUGGAGAAGGAGUGAUACAGGAAUAAAAGAAAUCUGCCUACGGA
This is a messenger RNA of Chelmon rostratus (copperband butterflyfish), 2210 nucleotides long. RefSeq names its product cytochrome P450 20A1 (gene cyp20a1). Lineage: Eukaryota; Metazoa; Chordata; Actinopteri; Chaetodontiformes; Chaetodontidae. The coding region runs from base 102 to 1490 and encodes 462 amino acids. Gene Ontology annotation, molecular function: iron ion binding; monooxygenase activity; oxidoreductase activity, acting on paired donors, with incorporation or reduction of molecular oxygen. The record is from RefSeq and is a predicted model, not a curated record. Gene Ontology annotation, cellular component: membrane. The transcript has 13 exons.